CUUCACCUACGAGAGAGCAAGUACCAACUGAAAAGUUGCCUAAACGGUCUUCUGGCAGAGAGGAGGCAUUUAUGCCAUAAGGAUGGGCUUGUAGCUCUUAGAGAAGAAAUGGAGUCCAAAUACAAGCAACUGGAGAAAAGAAAUGAAAAGCUGUAACAAGAAAACAAAAUACUAGAAGGGAAGCAGCUAGACGCGGAUGACUUGAAGGAAAAGCUGUCAGACGCAUACUCAAGAAUUGAAGCAGAAAAUGAGUACCAGCAAUUUCUAAGGGAGAAACAUUCGGAGGAAGUCCAAACUUUGAAGGAGAAAUGUCAAGACCUGGAACAGAAGCAGGCACUCUUGGAGGACAAAAAUAAAGACAUGGAAGAAGAGAAGACAAAACUAGAAGACAAAAAUAAAGAAUUGGAGGAAGAGAAGAUAAAACUGGAGGACAAAAAUAAAGAAUUGGAGGAAGAGAAGACAAAACUGGAGGACAAAAAUAAAGAAUUGGAGGAAGAGAAGACAAAACUGGAGGACAGAAAUAAAGAAUUGGAGGAAGAGAAGAUAAAACUGGAGGACAAAAAUAAAGAAUUGGAGGAAGAGAAGAUAAAACUGGAGGACAAAAAUAAAGAAUUGGAGGAAGAGAAGAUAAAACUGGAGGACAGAAAUAAAGAAUUGGAGGAAGAGAAGAUAAAACUGGAGGACAAAAAUAAAGAAUUGGAGGAAGAGAAGAUAAAACUGGAGGACAAAAAUAAAGAAUUGGAGGAAGAGAAGACAAAACUGGAGGACAGAAAUAAAGAAUUGGAGGAAGACAAGGAAAAGGUAGAAGACAAAUAUACAGCGCUUGAGCAGAAGCAUAAAGAAGUCCAGGACAGGAGCACAGAAAUGCUUCAGGAGAAGAUCCAACACCUGCAAAAAUAUGAAGAACUUGAGAGGAUUCACAAAGAACUGCAAAGCAGAAACAGUGAAAACCAGGAGGAUCAGAAAAAGCAGAAACAAGAGGAGCUUGAACAAAAGGGCAAAGAAGAGGAUGAAAAGUUUAACAAACUGCAGGAAGAUUUUGAGAAGAUUCAAGCAGACAAUGAAAACCUCAAAGAAAAUAACACACUGGAGAUGAAAAAUGAUGCGUUGCAGGCGCAAGAAAAGCAAAAGAAAAAACGAUCCAGCUUUUUCAAGAGGAAGUCAAGCAAGAAAGAGGAAAAACCAAAAGAAGACCAGGAAAGCGUAGAGAAAGAAGAAAAGGGUGGAUCCACGUCCCUUUUUCGGGCUGUGCCCGGGCGGACCACAUGGAAUCCCACGAAGGCUGGAAACAACAUACUGCAAGAGCAUAUAGGAAAAGAGACAACACAUAACAACAAUGCUCAGUGGCUCAUGGAGAUAAGAGCAAAAGACAACUAUGAAGAGGCCACUAGGAAAGCCGGAACCACCAAAUACCUGCAGAGAGUGAGGCAAGUGAGGAGUAGUCUGCUGAAUAGGAAAAACAAGAUCCAGACAAUCAAUACCUAUGCCCUGCCGGUGAUCAGGUACCCUUCUGAGAUAGAUAGAAGCCAAUGA
Molecule: messenger RNA, 1533 nt
Organism: Oreochromis niloticus (Nile tilapia)
Lineage: Eukaryota; Metazoa; Chordata; Actinopteri; Cichliformes; Cichlidae
Product: golgin subfamily A member 6-like protein 22
Exons: 4
Coding region: 361-1533 (390 amino acids)
Source: RefSeq, a predicted model, not a curated record